UAGUUUAAUCCAAAAGUUUUAACACAAAAAAGCACAACCUUUUUACCUAAACAAAUGUGAUUCUUGAUUAAAUUCCUCAUUUCCAGUCACACUACCAACAAAAAUAAUCACAAAAUCCCUCUGCAGCUGAAAACAAAUAAAUUUGAAACUAAAAAUCCCACCUUUACCCGCCGCCGCCGAUGGGCCAAACCGUCUCCUCCGCGAGGCCCAGAUCCUCCAAAUCCACCGCCGCCAUCUCGCCGCUCAAUCCCGAGCCACGCCCCGACAGCCCCGACGAUUCCGCCGCCGAAUUCGACGAUUCCUCCGACACCGAUUACUCUCUCAGCCUCCCCGACGAAUGCCUGGCGUGCAUCUUCCACUCCCUCUCCGCCGCCGACAGGAAGCGCGCGUCGGCCGUCUGCCGCCGCUGGCUCGCGGUGGAGGGCCAGAGCCGCCACCGCCUCUCCCUCCAGGCGCCGGCGGAGCUCUCCGUCGCCCUCCCCCGCCUCUUCUCCCGCUUCGAUUCCGUCACGAAGCUCGCCCUCAAAUGCGACCGCCGAUCCGUCAGCAUCGGCGACGAAUCGCUGAUCCUGAUCUCGCAGCGGUGCAGGAGCCUCACUCGGCUGAAGCUCCGCGCCUGCCGCGAGCUCACCGACGAGGGGAUGUCGAUUUUCGCCGCGAAUUGCAGGAAUCUCCGGAAAUUCUCGUGCGGUUCUUCCAAUUUUGGGGCGAGAGGGAUGAAUGCGUUGAUUGAGAAUUGCGGAUUGCUCGAGGAGCUCUCGGUGAAGCGAUUGCGAGGGAUUAAUAAUGCCGGAGCUGCUGAAUCGAUCGGGCCGGGUAAAGCUGCUGAUUCGUUGAAGAUGAUCUGUUUGAAGGAUCUUUACAACGGGCAGUGUUUUAGCCCUUUAAUAAUUGGGGCUAAGAAUUUGAAAAGUUUGAAGCUUUUUCGAUGCUCUGGUGAUUGGGAUAAACUGUUGGAAUUGAUUGCUGAUAGGGUUGAUAGUUUGAUUGAGGUGCAUUUGGAGAGGAUUCAAGUUAGUGAUUCAGGGCUUUUAUCCCUCUCCAAAUCUGCUAAUCUUGAGGUGCUGCAUUUGGUGAAAACGCCCGAAUGCACGAACGUAGGGGUUAUUGCAGUCGCGGAGAAAUGUAGGUUGCUUCGGAAGCUCCAUGUCGAUGGAUGGAAGACUAAUAGGAUAGGCGAUGAUGGAUUGAUUGCUGUGGCUACUCACUGCCUGAAUCUACAGGAAUUGGUCUUGAUUGGUGUGAAUCCGACACGGUUGAGUUUGGAGAAGCUGGCUUCGAAUUGCCAGAGUUUGGAGAGAUUAGCCAUUUGCGGGAGUGAAACCGUUGGGGACACGGAGAUAUCCUGCAUUGCUGCAAAAUGCUUCGCGUUGAAGAAGCUCUGCAUCAAGAGCUGUCCAAUGUCGGAUCAUGGCAUGGAGGCGUUGGCGGGAGGGUGCCCUAAUCUGGUGAAGGUGAAGGUGAAGAAGUGUCGGGGGGUGACAUCCGAGGGAGCGGAUUGGUUGAGGGCGAACAGGGGGUCUCUCUGCGUGAAUUUGGAUGCUGUCGAGCCUGAACUUCCCGAGGCAAGCGUUAGCGAGCAGGGAGGUGGUGAUGGCGACGGUGAGGCUCCAUCGGGUGGGGGAAGUGGAGACACCAACGUUGCAUCGAGCAGGAGCAACGGGAGGUUCAAGAUGAGGCUAGGGUCUUUCUCGCGGAGAGGAUUGGUGAUGUGCACGUUCAAGAGGUGGUCGAGCUUUGGUGGAAGAUUCAGGAGCUGCUCUGGAAGGGGCUGAUGCCGGUAACUCCCUGCGCUCGAUUAUACGUGACUCGUUAUUUUCGGGUUAAGCCUUUUGAUGUGUUGAUGAGAAGUGUUAACAAUAGCGGAUUUGAUUAGAAUAGGGAAAGGGAGAAAGCCCUUGCACUCCCUUUGCAAUCUUGUAAGAAAUUUGCUUUAGUUUUAGUUGUAGGGUUGUUUAUGAACACAAAAUACAUGUUUUCUUGUUUGUUUAAGCUAAAUCUCCUCGGUUGAAUG
This is a messenger RNA of Salvia hispanica, 2014 nucleotides long. Lineage: Eukaryota; Viridiplantae; Streptophyta; Magnoliopsida; Lamiales; Lamiaceae. The record is from RefSeq and is a predicted model, not a curated record.